Messenger RNA from Drosophila sulfurigaster albostrigata, 810 nucleotides. RefSeq lists its product as uncharacterized. Lineage: Eukaryota; Metazoa; Arthropoda; Insecta; Diptera; Drosophilidae. The record is from RefSeq and is a predicted model, not a curated record. The coding region runs from base 385 to 810 and encodes 141 amino acids. The transcript has 2 exons.
CAAUCACCUGACCCACAUCCAAAGACAUUCGACUAAGCUUCACAUAUAUGUACGUUGCGUAAAAAAAAAGGAAAACCAACUGAAAAUCGACACAUUUACAAAGGAACAUAGUGAGAAUAAUUAUAAGCAGGUGCGCGAUGCCGAUGUACGACCUUGUUAUGUUUUUGGUAAUGCAUAACCUCCUUUUUUGCUGAUGGAUUACUUGCCGGAUUUGCUGCGGGUCUGUUACCCCGAUUCAAAAAUGGCGAAGGGCGUAAAGUGUGGUCGGGCCAAGGCAACUGACAUCUCGAAGGAACUUGCUAAAAAGGCAAAGAAGAGGAUAAAGAGUGCGCUAUGAGAAACCAAAUCUUCUUUAAUUGCAAAUAACAGCACGCGCAUUUAAAAAUGGAAAAUUAUCUUAAAUUGCAAGAUUUUGAUGAGGAUUUUGACGAAUUGGAGGGAAAAUUAACGGAGUAUAGGCCAUUGCCAAUAUUAAAGAAAUCGCCGUCGGUUUGGGCCUAUCAACGGCAUGGGUGUUUUUGGGAGCGCGAUGUUCUUGGAAGCAACGAAUCUACUUUUGUAGAACAUUUUGGAAUGAAUAGGGAGGAGUUUGGCAUCCUUGUGGAACGCCUUUGUGGAUUGGCCCAAAAAGACACCGCAUUUGGAAAGGCCAUUCCUCUCGAUAAGCGGGUUGCAAUCACAUUAUAUACCUUAGGAUCUUCUGCGGAGUAUCGGACAGUGGGCACGUUGUUUGGUGUGUCGAAAGCAAUGGUCUGCAAAUUAUUGCUAGAAUUUUGCCAUGAGACCUGUGGAGCUCUGUCUUCCGAAUAA